AAUGAAUGGAAGAGAAGUCUGCAAAUAGAUGUUUGCUUAAAAAGUCUUGAUAAUUCUAAAGAUAUAAAACAAGAAUUUUUAAAAGAAGGCCCAAAAGAUGGUAACUACAUGAUGGUUAUGGAGUAUGCAAAGCAAGGAAGUCUUAGAAAAUUGUUAGAUAGUAGAUAUGGCGAAUUAAAUUGA
Molecule: messenger RNA, 183 nt
Organism: Cetraspora pellucida
Lineage: Eukaryota; Fungi; Glomeromycota; Glomeromycetes; Diversisporales; Gigasporaceae
Source: the annotation of a GenBank genome assembly